Molecule: messenger RNA, 2247 nt
Organism: Ochotona princeps (American pika)
Lineage: Eukaryota; Metazoa; Chordata; Mammalia; Lagomorpha; Ochotonidae
Gene: VPS33B
Product: VPS33B late endosome and lysosome associated
Exons: 23
Coding region: 157-2010 (617 amino acids)
Biological process (GO): vesicle-mediated transport; intracellular protein transport
Cellular component (GO): CORVET complex; lysosome
Source: RefSeq, a predicted model, not a curated record
GAAGUGGCCUGUGUCGGGCGGGAGGCGGAGCGGUGUCCGCUGGCCGGGGCUCCUUCGCCCGGGAGGGACUUGGUGUGCGGCGGCUGCGGGUCCCACACAGGCACCCCGCGCUGCAGGUCCGGGCGCAGCCACCCGCGUCUCGCCGGGGCCGCCGCCAUGGCCUUCCCGCAUCGACCGGACGCCCCUGAGCUGCCGGACUUCUCCAUGCUAAAGAGGCUUGCCCGCGACCAGCUCAUCUACCUCCUGGAGCAGCUUCCUGGGAAAAAAGAUUUGUUCAUCGAGGCAGAUCUCAUGAGCCCUCUGGAUCGGAUCGCCAACGUCUCCAUCCUGAAGCAACAUGAAGUGGACAAACUGUACAAGGUGGAGAACAAGCCGGUUGUCAGUUCCAGCGAGCAAUUGUGCUUCCUGGUCCGACCUCGCAUCAAGAAUAUGCGUUACAUUGCUAAUCUUGUCAACGCUGACAAACUGGCUGGCCGAACUCGAAAAUACAAAGUUAUCUUUAGUCCUCAGAAGUUUUAUGCGUGUGAGAUGGUGUUGGAAGAAGAGGGCAUCUAUGGAGAUGUGAGCUGUGAUGAAUGGGCCUUCUCUCUGCUGCCUCUUGAUGUGGACCUGUUAAGCAUGGAGCUGCCUGAGUUCUUUAGGGACUACUUCCUGGAGGGAGAUCAGCGCUGGAUCAACACUGUGGCUCAGGCGCUGCACCUUCUCAGCACCCUCUACGGGCCCUUUUCCAAUUGCUAUGGCAUUGGCAGGUGUGCCAAGAUGUCCUAUGAACUGUGGAGGAAACUGGAAGAGGAGGAAGAUAGUGAGACCAAGGGCCGAAGGCCGGAGAUUGGGCAUAUAUUCCUCCUGGACAGAGAUGUGGACUUCGUGACAGCACUUUGCUCCCAAGUGGUUUAUGAGGGCUUGGUGGACGACACCUUCCGAAUCAAAUGUGGGAGUGUGGACUUUGGCCCCGAAGUCACAUCCUCUGACAAGAGCCUGAAGGUGCUGCUGAAUGCUGAGGACAAGGUGUUCAGCGAGAUCCGUAAUGAGCACUUCUCUAAUGUCUUUGGCUUCCUGAGCCAGAAGGCCCGGAACCUGCAGGCCCAGUAUGACCGCCGGCGUGGCAUGGACAUUAAGCAGAUGAAGAACUUCGUGUCCCGGGAGCUCAAGGGGCUGAAGCAGGAGCACCGCCUAUUGAGUCUCCACAUCGGGGCGUGUGAAUCGAUCAUGAAGAAGAAGACCAAGCAGGACUUCCAGGAGCUAAUCAAGACUGAGCACGCACUGCUCGAGGGCUUCAACAUCCGGGAGGGCACCAGCUACAUCGAGGAGCACAUAGACCGGCAGGUGUCACCCAUAGAAAGUCUGCGCCUCAUGUGCCUCUUGUCCAUCACUGAGAAUGGUUUGAUUCCCAAGGAUUACCGGUCUCUGAAAACUCAGUAUCUGCAGAGUUACGGUCCUGAGCACCUGCUAACCUUCUCCAAUCUGCGGCGAGCUGGGCUGCUGACAGAGCAGGCUCCGGGGGACACACUCACAGCUGUGGAGAGUAAAGUGAGCAAGCUUGUGACUGACAAGGCUGCAGGGAAGAUCACUGAUGCCUUCAGUUCCCUGGCCAAGAGGAGCAAUUUCCGUGCCAUCAGCAAAAAGCUGAAUUUGAUCCCGCGGGUGGAUGGCGAGUACGACCUGAAAGUGCCUCGAGACAUGGCGUAUGUCUUCAGUGGCGCUUAUGUGCCCCUGAGCUGCCGGAUCAUGGAGCUGGUGCUGGAGCGACGAAGUUGGCAGGGUCUUGACGAGGUGGUGCGGCUGCUCAACUGCAGUGAGUGUGUGUUUACAGACACGGCCAAGGAGGACAAGCAAUCCAGUGAGUCCCUGCGCCUCAUCUUGGUGGUGUUCUUAGGGGGCUGCACGUUCUCCGAGAUCUCCGCCCUCCGCUUCCUGGGCAGAGAGAAAGGCUACAGGUUCAUUUUCCUGACUACGGCAGUCACAAACAGUGCACGCCUUAUGGAAGCCAUGAGUGAGGUGAGAGCCUGAAGUCUCUCCUUGGGCACACACACCAGCCACUGAUGGAGUGUCCGGUGACCACCCCGUUCGGAACUGGGGAGCCAGGACUUGGUGAGGACUCAAAAGGAGAGCUGCCUUCCCGCCCCAGGGACCUUCCUCUUUUUUGUUAAUGGUGUACAGCGUGUGCUGCUGUGCUCCAGGCCAACUGAGCCUUUGCUGGUUCCUAUGUGAGUAUCACUGUAAAUAAAGCCUCUGCUGUUAAGUGUA